CAAUGGUCCCGUGGAUAAACUGCUCAGUAACUAGGGCACGUUAGGGGACAAGUUUCAUUGUUGUGCAAAUAUUGCAUUUAUCGUUUAUCUGGUUCGACGAUGUGGAUACCUACAGACAAUGAAAAAUACGGUGUCGUAAUAUCUGGCUUUCGGGGAACAGUCCCUUAUGGUUUACCAUUGGAAGUGGGGGACACAGUUCAAAUAUUAGAAAAAUGCGACGGUUGGUACAGAGGAUUUGUUUUAAGAAAUCCAAGCACGAAGGGAAUUUUCCCCGCUGCCUAUAUUCACUUGAAAAAUGCAAAUGUCAAAAACAAAGGGCAAUUUGAAACAAUCAUUCCAACAGAAGACACAGUCAUCACAGAAAUGACAGGAACUUUACGAGAAUGGGGGAUAAUGUGGAAACAGCUUUAUGUGAAGAAUGAAGGGGAUUUGUUCCACCGACUGUGGCAUGUGAUGAAUGAACUGCUUGAUCUCCGUAGGCAGGUCCUUGUGGGGCAUCUAACCCAUGAUCGGAUCAAAGAUGUAAAACGGCACAUUACAGCCCGCCUGGAUUGGGGAAAUGAGCAACUGGGUCUGGAUCUGGUUCCGAGGAAAGAAUUCAGUAUGGUUGAUCCUGAAGAAAUCAGUGUUACAGAAUUGUAUAAAUUGAUGGAGCACAGACAUCGAAAGAAGGAUACCCCCAUUCCAACAAGCACUCACCACCUCUUUCUUCAAAUGAAAAGUUUGAUGUGUGCUAACUUAGGGGAAGAACUUGAGGUCUUCUUUUCGAUUUAUGACAGCCGAGAGAAUCAGCCCAUCAGUGAAAGAUUCUUUGUAAAGUUGAAUAAAAAUGGUUUGCCAAAAUUUCCAGAGAGAAUGGAAAGACAGUGCACACUUUUCAUUGAUUUGGGGAGCAGUGAUCUCAGAAAGGAUAUAUACAUUACUGUUCACAUUAUAAGACUGGGUCGAAUGGCGGCGGGAGAAAAGAAAAAUGCUUCCAAUGCACAAUAUCGGCGGCCAUUUGGCUGUGCAGUCCUGAGCAUUGCAGAUUUGCUCCAAACUGAGAGGGAGAACAGAGAUUCUAAAGAGGACCACAUGCUUAAAGUCUACAUGUGUAAUACCGAAAGUGAGUGGUGUCAGAUACAUGAGAAUAUUAUCAAGAAGCUAAAUGCACGAUACAAUCUGACAAGUUCAAAUGCUGGUUUAUCUGUGGCACUACAGCUGCUACAUGGAGAUAUUGAUCAGAUCCGAAGGGAGUUCCCGGUUUUGUUUACAAGAGGUGUGGCUAUCACCAGAAAAUUAGGCUUCUCAGAUAUUAUAAUGCCAGGUGACAUCAGAAAUGACCUGUACAUAACACUGGAGCGAGGGGAAUACGAGAAAGGAGGCAAGAGCGUGGCCAGGAACGUGGAAGUAACAAUGUAUGUUUUAGAUAGCGAGGGGCAGGUAUUAAAGGAUUGUAUUUCACUAGGAUCUGGAGAAGUGCCAGUGAGUGAGCAUCACUCAUUUGUGCUUUAUCACAACAAUAGCCCCAGAUGGGGUGAGCUGCUGAAGCUUCCGAUUCCCGUGGAUAAAUUUCGGGGUGCACACAUCCGCCUGGAAUUCAGGCACUGUUCCACAAAAGAAAAAGGGGAGAGGAAACUUUUUGGGUUCUCCUUUGUUCCACUGAUGCAAGAAGAUGGCAGAACAUUACCAGACGGUAUUCAUGAGCUCUUGGUCCACAAGUGUGAAGAAGGCACAAACUUUCAGGACCCUACUCGCUACCUCAAACUUCAUUAUUGUAAAGGGAUCAAUCAGCCAGUUAAAGCUUCCAAGGAGACAUUUUGGAUCUCAUCAUUUCUGUGUUCCACUAAGCUCACUCAGAAUGGGGAUUUGCUGGAUUUUUUGAAAUGGAGAGCCCACCCAGAAAGAAUAUGUGACAUUCUCUCAAAAUUCAAAGAUAUCGAUGGUGCAGAAAUAGUUAAGUUUUUGCAAGAUACACUGGAUGCGUUAUUUGGAAUUUUGGAUGAGAAUUCCCAAAAGUAUGGAUUGAAAGUUUUUGAUUCACUGGUUCAUAUCAUAAAUUUGCUCCAGGAUAUCAAGUUUCAGCAUUUUAAGCCAGUUAUGGAUACGUACAUAGAGAGUCAUUUUGCCGGAGCAUUAGCCUACAGGGAUCUUAUAAAAGUACUGAAAAGAUACAUUGAUCGUUCAAUAGAAGCAGAGAGACAAGAGCAUAUUCAAGAUGUGCUGAGGGCACAGGAAUAUAUAUUUAAGUAUAUUGUUCAUUCUCGGAGCUUGUACACUCUUGCAACUGGUGGACAGAAUGAGGAAGAAUUUCGAAAUAGCAUUUAUGAACUAUUCCAGUCAGUGAGAUACUUCCUUUCCAUUGAGAGCCAGGGAUCAUCCAUCAUCACACAAACUCAGGCCGUGUUUCUCAGCUCCUUUCCAGCUGUAUACUCAGAGCUACUGAAACUGAUAGAUGUGCGAGAAGUUUCAAAUCUGGUUAGAGACACGUUGCGCAGCAUGCCAGAUAUCCUGCAUGUGGAAUAUUCACUAGAAGCUGUCAAACUUCAGUGCAUUGCUAAAACAGUAGAGAGCCAACUUUUUGCUAAUCCCGAUUCUCGUUGCAUUCUCCUCCCUGUGGUUCUUCAUCAUCUGCACAUGCAUUUGCAAGAACAGAAGGAUCUUAUUAUGUGUGCACGCAUCCUUAGUGCAAUGUUUUGUCUCAUCAAGAAGGACGGCACUGAGAAGACUGUUUCUGAGGAGGUGGAUAUGCUUGUGGACAGCUUGUUGGGUAUGUUGCUGAGAACAAUAUUAGAAAUCAGCAACAGGCCACAGCCCUCCGGACCCACAAUUCGUUUGCAGUUUCAGGAUGUGACUGGGGAGUUUGUGGCUUGCCUGCUUGCUCUGCUCAGGCAGAUGACAGAUAAACAUUAUCAACAAUUUCUGGAGCACUUCACCAGCAAAGAUGAUCUCAGGGAUUUUCUGCUGCAGAUUUUUACAGUGUUUAAGAUUCUAACAAGGCCGGAGAUGUUUCCAAAAGACUGGACGAUAAUGCGCUUGGUUACAAACAAUGUGAUCAUCACUACAAUCCUGUAUCUCUCAGAUGCACUUAGAAAGAACUUUCUAAAUGAAAGCUUUGACUUCAAGGUGUGGGAUUCUUAUUUCUAUUUGGCAGUAAUAUUUAUCAAUCAGCCUUGUCUUCAGCUAGAGUUAUUUUCACCAUCAAAAAGGAAGAAAGUUCUGGAAAAGUACGGAGACAUGAGGGUGAUGAUGGGGUGUGAGAUCUUCAGUAUGUGGCAAAACCUAGGAGAACACAAGCUGCACUUUAUCCCUGGACUGAUUGGACCAUUUCUUGAAGUAACUCUUGUACCUCAGGCAGACCUUCGUAAUGUGAUGAUCCCAAUUUUCCAUGACAUGAUGGACUGGGAGCAGAGACGUACCGGAAAUUUCAAACAGGUGGAAGCAAAAUUGAUAGACAAGCUGGACAGUUUGAUGUCGGAAGGCAGAGGUGAUGAAACUUACCGGGAGUUGUUCAACAGCAUCCUGCUGAAAAAAAUUGAGAGAGAAACCUGGCGAGAAAGUGGUAUUUCUCUAGUAGCUACUGUAACUCGCCUAAUGGAAAGGUUGCUGGAUUACAGGGACUGCAUGAAAGUGGCGGAGGUGGAUGGCAAAAAGAUUGGCUGUACAGUUAGCCUGUUGAAUUUUUAUAAGACAGAAAUUAAUAAAGAAGAAAUGUACAUCCGUUACAUACAUAAGCUGUAUGAUUUGCAUUUAAAGGCUCAAAAUUUCACAGAAGCUGCAUACACUCUGCUAUUGUAUGAUGAGCUCUUGGAGUGGUCGGAAAGGCCACUGCGAGAAUUCCUUCAUUACCCAAUGCAGACUGAGUGGCAGCGCAAGGAGAUCCUCCAUCUUACCAUCAUCCAGAACUUUGACAAGGGCAAAUGCUGGGAAAAUGGGAUUAUCCUUUGUCGUGAAUUAGCAGAUCAGUAUGAGAGCUUCUACGAUUACCGCAACCUCAGCAAGAUGAGGAUGAUGGAAGCUGCUUUCUAUGAUAAAAUAAUGGACCAACAGCGUUUGGAGCCUGAAUUUUUCAGAGUUGGGUUUUAUGGAAAGAAAUUUCCAUUCUUCCUCCGAAACAAGGAGUUUGUUUGUCGAGGACAUGAUUACGAGAGAUUGGAGGCUUUCCAACAGCGAAUGUUGAACGAGUUCCCACAUGCAAUUGCUAUGCAGCACGCCAACCAACCUGAAGAGACCAUUUUUCAGGCUGAUGCACAAUACCUGCAGAUUUAUGCAGUAAUUCCCAUUCCUGAGAAUCAUGAUAUACUGCAGAAAGAAACUAUACCUGAUCAUAUUAAGAGUUUUUAUAGAGUCAACAACAUCUGGCGGUUCAGAUAUGACAGGCCAUUUCACAAAGGAAUCAAAGAUAAAGAAAAUGAGUUCAAGAGUUUAUGGGUUGAGCGGACGACGUUGACAUUAGUUCAGAGUUUACCAGGUAUUUCCCGCUGGUUUGAAGUGGAUCGGCGGGAAGUGGUUGAAAUGAGUCCACUUGAAAAUGCGAUUGAGGUGCUGGAGAACAAGAACCAACAGCUGCGAACCCUAAUCACCCAGUGCCAGUCAAGGCAGAUGCAGAAUAUAAACCCCCUGACCAUGUGCCUCAAUGGGGUCAUCGAUGCAGCAGUUAAUGGAGGACUUGCCAGAUAUCAAGAGGCGUUCUUUGUGAAGGACUACAUUCUCAACCACCCUGAAGAUGGGGAGAAAAUCUCUCGCCUGAGGGAGCUUAUGUUUGAGCAGGCGCAUAUUCUGGAGUAUGGGUUGGCCGUACAUGAAAAAUUUGUGCCCCAAGAUAUGAGGCCAUUGCAUAAGAAGCUGGUGGAUCAGUUCUAUGUGAUGAAGUCCAGAUUGGGUCUGCAGGACUUCCCAGCAUAUUCCCGUGUGAGUCCCAUACACCUAACAAACGGAAGUCCCCGUACUUGCCGAAAUCCUGCCCUGGGUGCUAUAAGCCCAGAUGGAGCCAGAAUCGUCAACAGACGCAGCCCAUUAAGUUAUCCAGCAUUCAACAGAUAUUCUUCUUCAUCCUUGUCAUCUCAAGCAUCAGCUGAAGUUAGCAACAUCACCGGGCAGUCUGAAAGCUCUGAUGAAGUCUUUCAUAUGCAGGCAAGUCCGUCUACCUCAAGCUUAAGCUCCACACAUUCAGCCUCCCCGAAUGUAACAAGCUCAGCUCCAUCCAGUGCUAGAGGUUCCCCAUUGCUCUCUGAUAAGCACAAACAUACAAGAGAAAAUACGUGUCUUUCUCCCAGAGAACGGCCCUGCAGUGCCAUUUAUCCAAUUUCCUUGGAGCCAGCACAGCAGACACUUACCCAGCAAAUUGGUGACUCCUGCAUGCCUCGAAGUGAUCCUAAUUUAUCUGCACCUGAGAAAGAGGCAAUACAGGGCUGUGGCGGACAGCAUCCCACUCCUAGAGUAAUGAACCCAACUCCAAGUAGUUGGAGCCUAGACAGUGGUAAGGAAGCGCGACCCUGUGUACCAGACAAUGCAAGACUGGUGUCUCCUCCUGUCCCACCCAGACCAACACAGACAGGUUCACCUGCAAAGACAUACAGAUCCUUUUCUCCACAGGCAUUUGAUACUCCACCUGCACUUCCCAGAUCUCCUCAUAAGGGUUCUGUUCAAUCAUUGACACCUUCACCUACCGAUUAUCAAUCUUUGGGGCCAGUUUACAAUUCUCCCGUGUUGUCUGGAAGUAGUAGCAGUGGUAUCUCCUCUCUGAGCAGGGGAAGUGUAACUGAAACUACUCUGACUGAUGGAACAAUUACAUGUACCUUCAUUGGCUCUGAGGAAUUAAUUAAAAAGGAGAAUGGAACCUUUGCUUGCAUGCCACCACGGUACAACCUAGCUGAACAAAGCACUGGAACAUCAAGACGUCGAGCUCCUCUACCUCAUAGCCUGUCUGUUCCUGCCAGUGCAGAACCACCAGCCCUUCCUCCUAAACCCCAUGUAUUACGUGUACAUAGGUCAGAAGGUGAAAACAGAAUGGAUGAAGUUCUUGUUAGACCUCGAUCUCAACCUCGCAAAGUUUCACAGCUAUAGAAAAGCAGAAGAAAAUCAUCUGUGACAUUUAAAAAGACGUGCAUUCUUUUCAACCUAAAUGGUAAUUUGACCAAGAAAAUCCAGGUGGGCACCUUAAACAAUUUUGACCAAUUGUAUGGAUCCAUUAGCUAUAAAGAUUCUGUAAAUAUAUAUUGAAAUUGUUUUGCACAACAGGUCAGGAUGGGGGAAAAAUAAAUUUGCAGCAGUUCGCCAGUGGCAAGCAAUAUUACUGCUAUUAAUAUGUACACCAUGCCUUUUGUUUUGGAAUCAUCAUUCACCAGAAUAACUGAUGCAGAAGCAACUGUGCUGUUCAACUUCUAUUAACAUUUUCAUGAUGUACACUAAAGUUUAUACACACACAGCUUAUACACUCAUAAUGUCUUUCUCUAAAAGGAGCUGGUUAUUUUAUUCAUGUUUCACAAUUUCCUACCCCAGAUCUUCUCUCUCUCACUUCAUUUUUUACCAUUUUGUUUAGAAAUUGAAUUAGUGCCCAAAUGUUUGCUACAACCUUCAGUUGCACAUUUUCAGCGAUAAAUAUACAAUAUGUUGCCCAUGAGUCAAGCUGGGUAUGGGACUUGGACAUGAUAAUUGUAACUUUUGCUGUGGCCAUGAAAAAGAAUAGAACAUUCAAUACAAAUUAUGCUUGCUGUUUUUAAUAAAGCUCAAAACAAAUUGUCUUCAAGACUGUAAACAAUAAGCAGUUCAUUAGUUUUACUUGCUGACUCAUUUCUCACUCAUUAUACUUGUUCAGAACAGAAGUUCCCUGGCUGACCUUAAAUUUGACUAUGUAAUAAAGAACGAUGCGAUUAAGGCUUUAAAACAGAAAGCAACAAGACGAAAUCUUAGUGAGGAACAGAAUGAGAACCUGUGCAAAUUGCGAGGGGCUGCAGUGUUUGGUUUAAGUACUAACACUUCAUAAUUAAUUAAUACCACUUACAUUAUGAGUUCACAAUUGCUGCUCCAUACUUUCAUUUGUCAUUGAAUAAAGUUGCCCUUUGAUUUGUACCGGGCCUCGUCUGAUUAGAUGUACUGUUGGACUGUCCUGAACAAGACUGGGGAGGAACUGGGCAUUGAAAAUCAUGAAUGGCACACAAGUUAAUAGUGACAACAUUGUUACAUCCUGAGCUGUGCUACUAUAUAAUUUGGAUAUUGGUUAGUAGAGGCAUCCGCAAGCAACCUUGUUUGUCCUUGGUUGUGUAUCCUAAACCCAAGGUCCAUUAAUGCAUUGUUUCGUUCACAGAUAAAUUUUAAUCUCCUUUUCAAUACACAGAUAAAUUUUGGAUGAGCUGUACCACCCAUUUGCACAGGCCGUAAGGACAAAUUUCUAUUACAUUAUGUUUAGCCUCUUUAUAGUUAUGCCUAACAUUGAUGCAUCAAAGAAAAUUUUGACAAAAAAAAGCAAUAAACUGGACACCACCCCAAUAGGUCACAAACCUCAUUCAGCAAAGCCAAAUUCAACAGCAAAAUACUAUGGGGGCUGGAAAUCUAAAAUAAGUACAGAAAAUACUCUUCAGAUUAAUGAGUAUUGACCAGAGUUGUUAACUUGGUUUCCCUCCAAAGAUCUGUCCUUCACAUGUGGAUUAUUUCCAAGUUAUUUUUUUACGAUAAUAUCUUAAGUGGUUUGCAUUUCAGGAAAGCAAAUAAUUUUUUGCUCUUGCAGCUCUUUUGUCUCACCAUAUUGUUAAUGAAGAAUCACCCAGAAUUUACAGCACCAACAGAUGAUUCACAUGAAUAAGUAUACACCAGUUUGGUAUACUGACUUUCACUAUACUUCCUUACAUCCUGUUAAAAAGUACCUCCAAUCCUUUCCCCACGUAUAUUUAGAUUUUGUUAUAAAUGGUGAUCAUUUUGCACACAGUAAAGGUUCAAGCCCUAAGAUGGGUACAGAUUGUGUUAAGUGUUUGUUUAGGUUAAUUUGCAUGUUCUUUAAAAAUAUUACAUCAUGUAAGAUUUUUCUGUUCUAUCAAGAUAACAGUUAUGUCUAUGUUUUUGAUAUGAAAUGGGAUUUAGCUUGGAAGGAUUGUGAAGCUAUUUUUUAUGUUGAGGCAACAAGUUUGAAGCCUGAGUAGUCACUUGAAAUGUUGUAAUGUAAUUGACAUUACACAUACUUAAGAGUUUAAGCUAAAGGUCAGUGAUUUGUGCAAUUUAAAAACAAAAGUUUAUGAAAUGUUCUGUCUUUUCCUGUUACACAUUACAUUACCCAUUGUAUUUUUCUCACCCCUUAAAGAAGAGCCUUUUAUCUUUAGUUUAAAAAUAAUUUAAUUAGAUUUAGUUUAGUUUCUGUCAAUCAGGUGCCUACCUGAAUACUUUUAGGUUGCAAAAAGUAUAUUGAAGUUCUGUUCUGAUUGCAUGCUACUUUUAUAAAAGGAUUAGUUAUUCUGGUGCCAGAGGCCUUUAUCAACCCCUAUAUCUAUUGGAGUACUUGUUCAUUUAAUAACAAUAAACUAUAUUUUGACAUUUUGAUCUGAAAACAAAUUCCAAGAGGAUUCGCCAAAGUAGUUAUGUGGAAUUUCUUUUCAGGAUUUCAAAAUGUUGUUACUUACAGAAAGGAUUAGUGUUUAUAAGAAUUGUAUUACAUUAAACUUAAAAUAGAUGAUAAAAGGGCUAACUUAAACAUUCAUUAGAAAAGCACAAACUGUAUGUCAGAUGCAGAGUGGCACUGAGGCCACUAUUUACCACUGCAUCUUGACAUGUGUAAAAGGGAAGUGAAUGUUUAUAUCUAAAAGGUAUAUUUCUUGGAAAUUUUUCAGGCUGAAAUUAAUAUAGAGGUAACAUGUUAAAAUGGGGCACAGAAGAAUUUCUGUUCAAUUCUCAGUAGAGUGGUUUCUGGAAUGCAAGUACAUGUUGAAAUUAUGAAGAGGAUUUUUACAAUAUUGUAUCUUUCACUAACAUUAAUUGUAAUAGUUAUAGUACUAUGUCAUAAGAAGGAGAUACUGGACCACAAACACACCUUAUUAAAAUAUGCACCAGAAUAAUAGUUAUUUUGCUUUCAGCCGAGUUGAGGCUACUUUUUUGAUUUUAAAAUUCUAUACAGGUAUUGCCAUAAUUUCUUUCCUAACCAGAUACUCGAUGUGAUCGUCAGAGACUAAGAUAUCUAAAUAACUGCUUUGUUUCUUUUAAGUCAUCUCAGUGUUAAACCACUCCCUAUCACAUGCUGCUAUUAUUGUAUGUAAUUGGUGUUGCAUGCAGCCUGUUGUCACUGAUGUAGGAAAUUGUAGACAAUGAGAAACCUCAUAGAAUAAUGCAAACAGCCCAUUUUGUAUAAUUGGCACCACGUUUAUGUUGAUUCAAUCUACUUUUGGAACUUACCAAGUUCACCAUAACUACUUUGUACUUUCAAUAUCCCUAAAUAAGUGAUGAAUCCAGUGCUCACUGCCAUCUAUCAAACGUUGCUGAAAACUUGAUUUGCAUGAAUCUACGUGAACAUAGCUCUUGUUUUUAUGCUACUACACUGAGAUAGAGUACCCCAUCGACAAUGCCGACGUUCGCAAUUCGAAGGUACUAGGAGUGCCCAUUCAUGUUCGCUGACGUCAGCAGCAGCCUGUCGCAUCACUCUUGUCAUUUUCUGUGUUGCCACUUCAAAGAGUAAUUUCCAUUACUGGUGACAACAUUUCUGAUCAUGUAGUUAAUCAGAGUCUUCACGGUGGCCUGGAAAAUCCAUUUCAGACACAUUUGAAGUAAAACCUGAUCCAUUUGAAAUCAGCAUACAGGUAUAUUAUGUACUGAGCCAUUUGUUAACAUGUAUUCUGCUUUUUGUUUUGCUCCCUAUCCUGCAAAGGCCCUGUUGUUACUCACUACAGUUCAGUUACCAUAGCCAAAUAUAUUAUAAUAUCAACAAUAAUCAAUAAUAUCUGUAUUGUAACCUUGAAGCUUUUGGAUUGGUGUAAUGAUCCAAAAGUUUGGUAAUGAACUCCUCCUGUUCUUCACCAUAGAAUUGUAUCCAAUUUCAACAGGCUUAAUUCUUGACUGUCCUCUAAACCACAAGAUUGUAUCAAACCCCAAAUGUGGUUCAGGAUGGUAUCACAGUGUCACCUAAUUGUUUCUUUAGCCUUUUAGUCAAUAGGAGAGGUGCAUCCACAUUGACAAAAAGGCAGGGUCAUCUUUCCUGUGCAAUCUCUACAGAAUGUAGUUGAUACAUCUGCAUAGUAUCCUAUUUUGAAAAUUUGAUUGUAUUGACUUUGUUUCAGAACCAAAUUUUAGAAGUAACACUUAGCAUACCUGACAAAUAUUUAGUAUUUCCAUCUCACCUGAUGAAUGUAGAGCAUUUUUUAACCACUCACCUAAUUUUGUUUCCAUUCCCAGACAUUCUCCUGUUGCAAUGACUCGGAAUUUGCCUUUCAUGUGGAAUUUAUUCAAAAUAUCAAGUGCACCACUUUCCAUGGUUCAUGUGGGUUAACUUUUGCUCAAAGCACUUGACACUUGUCAGGCAGAAUUUACAUUGCUUUUUAUAUACUAUUUUAUGCAGGAAAUCUUAAAUGUACUAAUUAAGAUCAUUAGGAUCUUAGUUUGUCCUGUCUGUAUUCCUGCCUGCUUCUUGAAUAUGAAUUCCUUUUGCAAACAAUCCCCAAACUACUGGUGUUAAUAACCUGAUCACAAUGGCUCACUAAUCCUGAAUGCCAUUUCCAAACUGAAGAUUAUAGAACACUUUUGAUAAUUAUUUUGAGCCCUUUGGGAUCCUUUCAGAACAACCAUUGCAUUUGUAUCGGUGAAAUGAACCAUUGAGUAAACCAAUAAUUACUUACUGCUUUUUUUCAUACAAUAAUCUCAAGCAAACAAUUUAAAAUUGUCCACUGACUUGUUAUUUGCUGCUUUGUACAAUCAUCCAUGGUGAACAUUGUCCUUCAAUUUUGAAUAGGUUAUCUGCUUGGGCAAAACAUAGUAUUUACAUCUUCCAAUGAAUGUUUAAGGAAAUAUAUACAGCAUAUUACUAUUUGGCACUAAUCCAGUGCUUUGAUUCACAUACCAUACAAAGCAAUGAACUAACUGGUUCUGGUGACAAUUAUAAAGCUCAAAAGAGAAGUCUCAGAUAUUCAGGGGUCUGGUUGCUCACUGACAAGGAAUAACUUUAGAUAUCUUUGUCUCUGAAGAAACUGAGUACCAGUGAUGUAAGUGUGACUUUGGUCAUAAGCAACACAAAAAUUGUAAUUGUACAGAAAUUAAAGAUUUCUAAUGUUUUAAUUAGGAUUGAUUAAAUUUGUUAUUUAUAAAUGUAAAAUAAACUAAUUGUAAUGUUACUGCUCUAUUAAUUGCCCUUUUCGCGGCUGCUGUAAAAAUGCAUUAUGGAUACAAGUACUGGUAUAUAUUAGAUGUUCAGUGCAAUUUUGUGUAGCAGCACUGGUAAAACUGUAUGGGGAAAAUCAAUACAUGUUCAGUUAAACUAAAACUGUAUUAAAACUGCUUAGUUUGAUAAAGAUGAAAACAAAUGCACUUUCUUUAGAGGCUCAGUAUAUUUCAAUAUGUGUUUUCUCUGCUCCCUUGACCUGAUUACCAUACCUACUAUCACUGACCAGACCCAUGAUCCAGAAAGCUGUUAUUCAUUUCUUUUCAUUGAAAAAGAACAUGGAUGUACCUUUGCCAUAAAAGUUCUGAACAUACUCUGGCCUCAGAAUGCAGUGCAUUUACAGAUGUCUAAUUCUUCAACAGUUUUAUUUUGAGAAAUUCCAGUUGCUUUAGGUCACCUUUGUGCAUGCUGUAUCCAGCUACUAGUUAGUACAAAGGGCUGCCCUAAUGAGUUAAAAUCAUCACCAAUUUACAUCAUGAAUGCAGAUGCAACACAUCUUUAAUCCUACGCCUAGUUUCUGUGCAAUGACUUUGUACAAGACAUCAAAAAUAAUAGUAUGAAAAUUUUAUUAAAAAAGGUAAACAGUUGGGGGAAUUAAAGAGAAUACAGUGUAGUGAAUAUUACGUUUUUAAUAUAAAUUAAAAUUCUGUAGGAGUUUUGACAAAUUGAGCUUUUUAAUAUUCAAAGAGCAAAUUAUACAAUGUGAAUGUUGUUGCGUUGCCAAAUGUUUAUCUAUUAAGAUUGUACAUAAGUUUUUAUAAAAAUUCAGCCAUAUUAACUUACAACAUUGAAUGUUGGAAGAACAAAUUCCUAAUAUAUGUUUAGUAUUUAUAUGCUGUUUAGUGAUGAUAUGUAAGCUCAUAGGAAUACAUUAAUCUUAUUGAGCAUUUAUUAAAAUGCUAGUUCUGGAUUUCUCUUCAACUCUGAUUCCUUUUUGCAACAAACUGAGUUAUCACUUUUCGGUAAUGUAAUUUGUUGUCAAAGCACAUGAAAGCCUAAAUGACUGUAUUUUAUUAAAAAAUGUUUGUACAAUUAAUUUUGCUUCCUAAAUCUUGAUAAGAUGUCAAAAUAUCCAAACUGUAUCAAACUUGCUUACAGUAUUGUCUUGUAUGAUAUUUUUGUAUAUAUUCAGUACACUUGCCGAGGGUCACUGUUUUCUUAUAUAAAUAACCAUAUGCAGUGUUUUGUUGGUAGCCAUCAACUGUUUCCAAGCAUUCUGAAUGUUGUAUACAAGGCUGCCAGAUCAUCUUUUUACGGAUGAGGUUUUUGUGACGUUUUCGAUAACUGAUGGCACACGGUGACUAUGCUAGAAUAUUCAUGAAUGAAAAUAAAGAAAACAUUUUA
Hypanus sabinus (Atlantic stingray) is the source of this 12670-nucleotide messenger RNA. RefSeq names its product dedicator of cytokinesis 4 (gene dock4a). Gene Ontology annotation, molecular function: guanyl-nucleotide exchange factor activity; small GTPase binding. Bases 100 to 6045 code for a protein of 1981 amino acids. Gene Ontology annotation, cellular component: cytoplasm; plasma membrane. The transcript has 53 exons. Lineage: Eukaryota; Metazoa; Chordata; Chondrichthyes; Myliobatiformes; Dasyatidae. Gene Ontology annotation, biological process: cell chemotaxis; small GTPase-mediated signal transduction. The record is from RefSeq and is a predicted model, not a curated record.